AUGGAUGGCAUUUCACUUAAUGAUAGCUUGACUCAUAGCCUUAAUUUGCCUCCGUGUGACAUAGAUGUGUUCAGUGGUGACUUUCUUUCGUGGCCCACUUUUAGGGAUUUCUUCUCAGCUGUCUAUAUUAACAAUUCUCGCUUGAGCGAAAUUGAAAAAUUGUGCCACCUUCUUAAGAAAACGAGUGGCGAAGCUCGAGAUAUAGUCUCUAAGUUCCCAUUGAUGCAUAAAAGUUUCAAUUUAGCCUGGAAAGCUUUGAAAGAAGCAUAUGAUAAUGUGCGUAUUUUGGUAAAUAAUCAACUAAAAGUUCUAUUCGAUCUUCCAGUUCUUGAAAAUGAGUCAAGUUCAGGUUUGAAAAAUUUGCAGCGUGGAAUUAAUAGUUGUGUUUCCGCUAUGGUUAUUUAUGACGUGCCAACCGACGGUUGGGAUCCAAUUUUGGUAUUUUUGUGUCUGCAAAGACUCCCCCAACAAACAGUUACACUGUGGGAACAAAGCGUCAAGAAUAAGUCAGCGCUAUCAUCUUGGAAUGAUCUGAACAAUUUUCUUUCGGAAAGAGUUCAGACAUUAACUUGCCUGAGAGAUAUCAAAGGUAUAGCUGAUUCCAAGAAGGUUGAUAAUAAAAAGGUUCGGGCACAUUUUACAAAUGCUGCCAGUUCUCGUUCUACUAAUUCUGCCAAUUCAAAUCGUUCGUCUCCUGAAAAAACUUGCGUGUUAUGUCCAUCGCAGUCUCAUCAUUUAAGAUCAUGUCCCGAGUUCAGAAAUCGUUCUCUUUCAGAUCGUUUAUCUAUAGUUAAACGUCAUCAUUGUUGCAUUAAUUGCCUCUCCAGGGGUCAUGAUGUAAAAAAUUGUAGCAGCACUCAUAGUUGUGCUAAGUGUAAUCGAAGACAUCACACUUUGCUACACCGGGAAGCUUUUCAAGUUUCCAGAUCUGCAAAUAAUGUACCACCAUCCUCUCACGGCCCGUCCGGUUCUGCUCCUGCUCCUCGUCUACCAGAAACUGCCAAUUUUAACCCGAAUCUUCCAUCUACGUCUUCUGGCCAACAAUCUAGUUCCGUAAAUAGACAGGUGUUUCAUACGUCACAAAAUAGGACGGUUCUCUUGGGCACAGCUAUGGUGAAUAUUGUUCACCAGGGUAUGACGUAUCCAGCUCGCGCCUUAAUUGAUCCUGCUUCUGAAGCAUCCUUUAUUUCUGCUAGAUUACAACAGCGUUUGGGUAUUUCUACAACUUCCACUCAAGCAACUGUUUCAGGUGUUAAUCAAACUGUUUCAACAUUGUCGAGGAAACUGUGUUCUUUUGGUAUUUCUUCAUCCAUAGAUAGUUCAGUACUUAUGAAAAUUACAGCGUUGGUAGUUCCUACCAUCUCUGGAAAUCUUCCAUCCUUUGUGGUUAGUACUGAAUUUUCUUCCAGGUUGCCAAAUCUACGUUUGGCUGACACCCAAUUAUUCGACUGUAGACCAGUUGAUAUGUUAUUAGGUGCUGAUAUUUAUCCUAAAAUUCUCUUACAGGGAAUGCAAUCUAAUAUUAUGGGUUCUUUAAUUGCGCAAAAUACUGUGUUCGGCUGGAUCAUUACUGGUCCCAUUUCUUCUAGCAACAUCAGAGUAUUUUCUACUAAUGUAGCAUAUUCUGAAGAAGAUGCUCUUAACAAGACACUUCUUCGAUUUUGGGAACUGGAAGAAGUUCCAAAGCGCUCAAUCUUGUCUCCUGCCGAAAAAUACUCAAUACAUUUAGAAGCUGCCUCUGAUUUGUCGACGACAACAUUUCUAGCAGCAUUUCACAGGUUCAUUUCGCGACGCGGAUGUCCUAAGACUGUCUUUUCUGACAAUGGCACCAAUUUCGUUGGUGCUUCUCGAGAAUUUGAGCGUGAAUUCAAAUCACUUGUUCAUGAAAGUCGCGAUCGGCGCGAUAUACAAACGGACGAUUUAGUAGUAAUUCGACAAGAACAAUUAUCUCCAACAUCCUGGAAAUUAGGUCGGGUCAUCAAUGUUUUUCCCGGUACAGACGGUCGCGUUCGUGUCGCCGACGUAAAAACUGAAAAUGGCAUUGUGCGGCGUCCGGUGGUUAAGCUGGUCGCUUUGACCAAUUAG
Musca domestica (house fly) is the source of this 2085-nucleotide messenger RNA. RefSeq lists its product as uncharacterized. Gene Ontology annotation, molecular function: nucleic acid binding. The record is from RefSeq and is a predicted model, not a curated record. The coding region runs from base 1 to 2085 and encodes 694 amino acids. The transcript has 3 exons. Lineage: Eukaryota; Metazoa; Arthropoda; Insecta; Diptera; Muscidae.